This is a messenger RNA of Esox lucius (northern pike), 2883 nucleotides long. RefSeq names its product iodothyronine deiodinase 1 (gene dio1). The transcript is spliced from 4 exons. NCBI's taxonomy places the organism in Eukaryota, Metazoa, Chordata, Actinopteri, Esociformes, Esocidae. Gene Ontology annotation, molecular function: thyroxine 5'-deiodinase activity. The record is from RefSeq and is a predicted model, not a curated record.
UUGGCCUAGAGUCCACGUGACAUCCAUGCGGGUGUGUUGUUUUCGUUAACGUUCCACUCUUAAGCCCAUAAAACAGUCGUGCGAUUGUUAUAGCUAUUAUGAUACUAAUAUGGAAAUUGUUCAUUUAUCUGUCGACACCAUGUUUUGUUUGCGUUGCGUGCAUGCAAUUCAUUUUUCUCGUUCUUCUAAAUUGGAUUUCACCAAGUUUGACCAAGAAACUUCUGUUGAACAUGGGUCGAAAGUCAUUUAUGACCCAGAACCCAAAGUUCAAAUAUGAAGAUUGGGGACCGACUUUUAUGUCACUGAAUUUUAUCAAAACCGUAAUUGGGUACAUUUGGACUAAUCUUGGUCAAGAAGCUUUUGUGGGUAACAAAGCUCCCGACUCACCAGUAGUUACAUUAGACGGCACGACGACUAGUAUCUACAACUAUUUGAAAGACAACAGACCACUGGUGUUGAGUUUUGGAAGUUGUACCUGACCCCCGUUCAUGUACAAACUUGACGAGUUCAAGCAACUCGUCAAGGACUUCAGUUAUGCGGCAGAUUUCCUGGUGGUGUACAUCGCUGAGGCGCAUUCAACAGAUGGGUGGGUUUUUGCCAACAACAUCGACAUUAAAAAACACCAAAACCUGGGUGAUCGCCUAGCAGCAGCACGGGUCCUGGUUGAAGAAGACCCCCUGUGCCCCGUCGUCGUGGACGAAAUGAGUGACCGCACAACGACUAAAUAUGGUGCUGUUCCUGAGAGGCUGUAUGUGCUGCAAGCAGGAAAGGUCAUUUAUAAGGGAAAGAAGGGUCCUUAUGGCUACUGUCCCGCGGAAGUGCGCUCUUUAUUGGAGAAGAUUAAGUAGGAGGAGCUACGAUGGAAUUCUGUAACUGAAACUACUUCUAAAAUUCCCAGUUUGUUAUUUUAUCCAAUCCCAUGACCAAAUUGUUUAUGGCUGAUUAAGCUUUAGGGUUUCAGACAUCCUCAAUGUUUCUGAGUAUAUAUACAGAUAAAAAAGAACAGAGAGAAAGCCUCCAAUCAAUGUGGGUGUUUUGAUCAAACAAAGAAUUAAAGUAGGAUCUUAAUUAACAUACUUUUUUUUGCCCAGUUUGACAUUCACUUUAGAUUUAUAACAUUGCUGUGAAUUAAUUGUACAAUGUCAAAACUUGGAAUGUGAAAAUCAGUCUGUCAUAUCAGCUGGCUUAUCUAGAAUUCGCGGUGCUAGAUAUUUUACAGAACAUGAAACAUUUGUCAAUUGUAUCCCCAUUUAAUGUGCAGUAGCUUUUCAGUGAAUCUGUUUCCUGUGUGUGACCAUUAUCUUGAUAAUUUGUCAAUGAAUGUUCAAAAGUUACAUUGACAUGAAACUGCUUUUUGUAUGAAGGUUACAGUGCAAACCUCUGGUCACUGUAAUCGGAGGAAUCAAAAGUAGUUUGUUUUUGUUACUUAACUUAUGAGCAUUUAAUAUUUCUUGUGAUGUUGUGGAUUCUGGCAAUUGGUAUCAGUACUUUUGUAGUAGCUUGAAGCAACAGUCCAAGAUCGCUAGCACAAUAAAUUGGAUUUGUUACAUAUAAUACAAAUGUUUCCUAUAGAAUGUACCACAUCAUUUAAGAUCUGAAGUAUCAAUUUGUGUUAUUGAGACAUGACUGCUCAGAAAGUAGCGAUGAUUGACUGUUGUGUAGCUAGCAGAAGAGACUUUAGUUUAUUAUUGUUCCAAAUGGUCCAUAAUUCCCUACACAUUGAACUCUCACCUGGCUACAUUAGUUUCACCAAGUCAGGCUACUCCAGCAACAGGCGCUUUAAUACAAUUAGAUUAGAACUGAACCAGUGCAUGCAAGUUCACAAUGAUCCCAGUAUUCUACACUAAAGAAACAAAUAUUAUUGUCAAAAAUAGCUGUAAUAUUAUUGAAAAUUGUAUUGUUUACUGUUCUAAACACAUUGGUCACCUGUUUCUAAUAUGGUAAUAAAAUAUUGUGCCUGGCUGGUGCAGUCAAAUCAUGUUAUAUGCAACCACUGGUAUUUUCAAUGUAGUCAGCCUGGAAGGUGACCAAGACCACAUAAACAGAACAAAUAGAGCUGGAACAUUGGCCCAGACAUGUCCACGAAAUUUAUAAGAGAAGUAAUUAUCCGUGGAGUUCAGUACAUCCCAAUCAAAGCCUCAGCUUGUCAUAUGAACACACACAAAUAAAAAGAAACGCCAAUGAGCCCUGCAAACAAAAAUCUAACAGACUUCAAACCAGAGGCAUCUAAAAUCAUGAUGUAUGCCAACUACUGGGAAACUGUUAACACAAAUGUUUAGUGUUGCUACAACUUUCCAAACAAAGUUGGCCUGAAGCAUUGAGAAAAAGCUUAGUUGGGCUCGUCCCCAACCAGGCCACAUCCCGUUCUAUGGAUGCGUUCCAAAUGGCACCUAUGCUUUAGGGUCCGCUCUUUUGACCACAGACAGGGACUCGGUGAAAAGGAAUGUAACACAAAGAAAAAUGAUCUGGAAUACAAAUAAAAAAGGCUGAGGCAGGUGUUUUAAUUUCAUUGUCACUCCAGAUCCAGGCAAAUAUGUAUCACUGACCACAGUAUCAAGCUUUUUCAAUGCCCAUCCCAUUUAAAAGCUGUGGGGUGAGCUGAAGCAGAGGCCACAAGCGAGGACUAAGUACACCAAAGGAUGUGGAGAGAUUGUGUGGUUGAAUGGUCUCACCCACCCCAUUAAACAAUAUAGAACAAGACUUGGUUGUGUAACCUUGGCAAGGGGAAUGUAAACAAAGUAGAUCAUACAGGGGUGUCAAUAAAUAUAAUCGGUUUUUGAGGAGAAUAUAAUUUAAUAAAUACAUUUUUUGUUUGAACAAUUUCAGCUGAAUUAAAAGGUUAAAUGUCCAAGAUCAAGCCAAUAAACAUAAUUUUGUCAUCGC